UCACCACGUCGCUGCGUAUCUGAUGACGUAGACAAAGGGCCGCCCGGAAGCCAGUUGGGGAUACAGCCUUUUCUUCCGCGUCGCGUCGUCGUUCCCUUUUAAAACAGCGAGAAAGUCAACAUUUGAGCACCUUUUCCUAUUUAAAAACCAACACAUCGACGGCGAGUUACUGUCAUGGCGGGGGAGAGGCUCUUUUAGCGGCAGAGGAAGAGUUAAAACUCCGGACAGGAUCGAGACCAGACCGCAGCCCGCCAUGAGGUGACGACCGCAACGUCGUGUACUUCUGCUCUCUCGGACACAUGGCCAGGAUCACUGUGUCCUGCCUGCCGGCCUCCUGGUACUGCAGCGCGUCCCCGCUGUCUCUGGGCUGCGCCCCCCGGCAGAGGCUGCUCGUCCUGCUGCUGCUCUUCAUCGCCUCCGCCCUCCUUCUCCUGGGGACCUACCAGCGGCGGCUGUGGAGCGCCCAGCGCCGGCCCGGGGCCCACUUCAACAAGUACCUCACCAUGGCCGAGUCCAUGGAAGCCACCGACGUCCUCGACCCCGCCCUCAACUACGGCAUCGUGGUGGACUGCGGCAGCAGCGGCUCCCGGGUCUUCGUGUACUACUGGCCCCCCCACAACGGGAACCCCCACACGCUGCUGGACAUCAGGCAGAUGAAGGACCGGGACCACAAACCUGUCGUCAAAAAGAUCAAACCUGGUAUCUCCACUCUGGCGAACGUACCGACGCAGGCCAGCGACUACCUCCACCCGCUCCUCAGCUUCGCCGCCGCUCACGUCCCAAGGAACAAACACAAGGAGACGCCGCUCUACAUCCUCUGCACCGCCGGCAUGCGGCUGCUGCCCGAGAGCCAGCAGUCGGCCAUCCUGGACGACCUGGUCACCGACGUUCCCCUGGAGUUCGAUUUCCUGUUCUCCCGCUCGCACGCCGAGGUCAUCUCCGGGAAACAGGAAGGCGUGUACGCGUGGAUCGGCAUCAACUUCGUCUUGGGCCGCUUUGAUCACGCCGAUGCGGAGGACGCCACGGUUGAGGUGACAACGGGGUCUCAGAACCAGAAGCCGAUGAGCCGGCGGCGCACGGUGGGCAUCAUGGAUAUGGGCGGAGCUUCUCUUCAGAUCGCCUACGAGGUGCCCGGCGCCAUCACCUUCAGCUCGCCGCAAGAAGAGGAGGCGGGGAAGAGCGUCCUGGCAGAGUUUAAUCUGGGCUGCGACGUCGAGCACACACAACACGUGUACCGAGUCUACGUCACCACGUUCCUCGGCUUCGGAGGAAACAUGGCCAGGCAGCGAUACGAGGACCAGCUGGUCAACAACACACUCGCCAAGAACAGGUUUCUCACCGCUCAGACGGGCCUGAGCGAGGACAAGCCGUACCUGGACCCCUGUCUUCCCGUGGGGCUGUCGGACAGAGUCGUCCGGGACAACCGCACGCUGUACCUGAGGGGACAGGGCGACUGGUCCCGGUGUCAGGAGGCCGUCCGUCCCUUCCUGGGCCUCCACAACGGCACCAUGUCACCAGGGGGCGUCUACCAGGCUCCCAUCAACUUCAGCAACAGUGAGUUCUACGGUUUCUCCGAGUUUUAUUACUGUAUGGAGGACGUGCUGAGGAUAGGAGGACAGUACAACAGCGACAAGUACUCCCGAGCUGCCACGGACUACUGCUCCACCAAGUGGUCGACUCUGAAACAGCGUCUGGACAACCAGCUCUUCUCCCAGCAGGCCGACAUCAGCAGACUCAAGAAUCAGUGCUUCAAGUCGGCCUGGAUGUACGAGGUGCUGCACUCUGGGUUCCGUUUCCCCCCCGACUACCCGAGCCUGAGAACCGCCCAGCAGGUCUACGACAAGGAGGUGCAGUGGACUCUGGGGGCCAUCCUGUUCAAAACCCGCUUCCUGCCUCUCAGGGACCUGCAGCAGGAAACCCUGCGCCAGAACCACCCCAGCUGGCUGCGCUCUUCUUUCGUCUACAACCACCAUCUGUUCUCCCUCUGCAUCCUGGUGGUGGUGCUGGCCAUCCUGCUGUACAUCCUCCGCCUGCGGAGGAUCCACCAGCGGGAGCAGCGUCAGGCCGAGGCCCUCAACCUCCUCUGGGCCGAGGAGGGGGAGGCCCUCCUCCCCUGAGAGGCGCCGUCCUCCGCUCGCCCGAUGAUACGCGAAACCCGCCGUGGAAGCACGAGACCCCGAGAGCACGGGAGCAGUUUAAUGAGCCUGGAAAUCAAACGCCUCUCUAGACUCUCUUUGAUCAUGCAGCUUUAAACACGGGGCCCAUCUCACACUGGAAACGUAUACUUUGGGUUCGCUUUCCUCUCGUCGAGGCAACUCCGGAUGAAAAGAGCCAUCCUGCUUUACGGGAUCAAACCACUCUCUCCUUUUCUUUUUUUUCUCCUUUGAUCUUGACAGUUAACCUGGGUUUUGUGUGGCUGAGGAUGGAAGUUAAGCUGAAUAUUCAGCACCUGUGAGGCAAAAAAGCAGCUGAUUCAUUCAUAAUAUUCUCAACCACCCAAAGCUUUAGUUCAUGCGACAGUACAUCAAAAGCCAUCUCUUCCAUAGACGGUAUUAAUACGGACGCGGGCACGGCUCCUCUAAUGUGAAGCCAAAGCAAGCGGAGCUCCCCCUGGUGGCUGGAGGCUGCAGAAUAGGUCAUAAGCCACGCCUCCUCCAAGUUAGUGGGCGGGAUUUGGGUCAAACUAAAACACUAAAAUAUACACGUCAGUAUAUUUUUUUUAAAGGAUGGUUUCUAUCAUAUAUUAGUUAACAUAAUGCUGACGCAUGUUAAAGUGCCAACAUUUUGUUUAAGUUUUGUUUUAGUUUGUUUUAAAACCAAAGGUAAAGAAAAAAUUUUCACGCAAAUUCACGUGUGUGGAAAUUUUUUCUUUAUCUUUGGAUGUUUGUUUUUUUCCUUGACAAAGACUCGGCCACGUUUAGGCGGCAUGUCCUCUUACAGCUUAUUUUAAAAUGAAAUUUGUUUUAUUUAGUACAUUUGAUGCUGACGUGACAUAACGGCGACCACCAGUUGCCAUGGCAACUGCUCCGUAAAGCAGACCCGUGGGACAUUCCCUUGUAACUGGUGUAGUUAGAGCGGAGUAUGGUAUUAAUUCAGUGAAAAUGCGGGUGAGUCUGGAGAAGGUGUGGGCGGGUCAUAGACGUCGUGGCUCCGCCCCCCGGACACUACGCCGCCCAGUUACCCGGGAAAAUAGCAUCAGUUUGGCCAAUGCAAGGAAGUGAGGAUGCAUCGUCCAUAUUUAUAUACAGUCUAUGGUGUCUUCACCCUUAAAGCUACGCUAGUAUGUCAUCAGGCACUCGUCCCACGAGAGCUGGUCGGUUUAGGUUUAAUUAGCUUGAUUAAUGAGCUCUGGCUGAACGCGGCGCUAACAUCUGCGUUUAAUUCUCCCAGAUAAGUUUCGGGAUGGAAUCCGUUACGUCAGCGUGCAUAGUAGUUUGACGCUCUGGAUCAAAUUAGACAUUUCCUGAGUUUGCAAUUUUUCCCGCCCAACAUAUUCGGAGACAUUUAAUAAGCGCACGUUAAAAACAUUUAGCAGCAGCAAGGAUUCAGACCAGACGUCUUUAAAACGUAAUUCACAAUUUAGUAGCGACGUAACUCAUUACUAAAUCGACGACACCAGCUCCAAUAUAUCGGACCGAAUUUUAUAUAAGAGCUAGCGACGCUAACAUUAGCAUGGUCAUGGGACUAUGGGAGUGCAAUGGGUCCGUUUUCCACAUUGCCAUGCUAACGUCGCCCUGAAUAAGUCGCAUUUAAGAAGCGCAGCUGACUGGACGGAGGAAACACAGAGGAUUUAAAAGCAGCGGUAGGACGCUGAAGAUGAACUCUCUCACCCCACCAGUCAUGAGGACUUUAAAAUAGCAAACAUUCCCCAGUCACCUGAGCGGGGAAGUACCAGAGAACAGUUUAGGGAUUGUUUGACUCGGUUGUCCUACGUCGUAGUGUCCAGAUCGCUGCCUGAAUGUGAAGGUGGGUGAACCAAUUGUCUCCAUCUUGGAUCAGUGUUGGACUCACACUCUAUAUUUUAUAUGAUUUAAAUCAGGUAGAGUCGGCACGAAUGGAAAAGUUAGCGACAAAAACCAAAACUGAUUUGCUUUUUUUUUUUUUAUUGUUUGUUUUUUUGUUACGGGCUGUAAACAUGUUUAUUUCUGCUGUAAAAUAGACCAUCGUAGCAGGUAGACACCCUCAAGUGGCCGUUUGAGGAACUGCAGCUUUAAGCCACGUUGUAAUCAGCUCCAUCUUCCAUCCUCGGCGGUUCCUUCAUUAUAUCCUCCUCCUGCAAACAAACGAGUUUGAGUUUGCUUCAAUUCAGACGUUUAGAGACCGAGCUGCUCGUCUCCUGGUCCAGCACUCAGCCGUCAGAGAGACGAACGAGGCGGCUUCACAUUCCUUCGAGGUUUCCUCGAGAGCUGACCUGCAGACGGACGAUCUCGUCCUCAGAUUGUGCUGCUUUCAUACUUGAAUGCCCCCGUUGUCCUGGAGGGCGUUUUUUCUUUUUUUUUUUUUUUUUUUUUCGUUAGCUGAAACGAGCAGAGAGACGUCCUCUGUGUGUCUGUGUGAAGGCGCUGAAAGCAGAUGAGGACCCUGGAGGCCUGAUUGUAAGCAGAUGCCGUCCGAAUUUUUUUUUUUUUGAAAAAGCAAUAACUGAGAGGAAGGAGGAGGAGGAACUCGUCUUACGGCUCGGGGGCCAGGAUGGAUGCUUUCUUUUAAGGAGAGAUAAAACUUAUUUCAUUCCAUUGUUGAAGUUUAGUUUUUCUGUCCACGGAGUCGUGUUACGUGCCGACAGAUUGAUUCGGAUCUGUAACAAACCAUGACGAUGCAAAUACGCGUCUGAGCAGCACCUGGUUAAACUUCCUGAGGAGAUGUUUUAAACUCAUUUUAGUUCGGGGGGGUCGAAACCAGUAAGAUACCAGCAUAAUAACCUACAAGUGACGACGACUCCAGAUUUAUUCCAUUUGUUUUAGUGCAAAGAAGAAAAUGAGGAGAAAGUUUACAUGUAAUAAUAUGUCCUUGUCUUCUCUUAUGAAACAGUUUACAGAUGAGGGAUAACGGUUAUUUUCAAUUUGCAACCUUCUGUGUAAUUUUAGUUUGCAAAUUCACGCUGUGGACCGCGUUAGACCCUCCAGCAGACCGCCUUUGGCCCGCGGGCCCCAUGUUUGACUCCCGUGUUUAACGGCAUCGAUCCCACAGUUGUGGAUAGAUUUUGUUAUUUUGUUCAACUUAAUGCGCGGGGCGUGAUUCAUCAUAUAAAAAAAAAAAAAACUCUGUUGUUUCUAAAGAAAAAUAUGCUUUGUAAUUUUAUUUUAUUUUUUAUGUUCUCCUUCCCUUUUUGUCAGUGUGCUUUUGUCGAUUUUGUCCCAUCGGAAAUACUUUUCGGUCGGUAGCGGGACACAGCGGCCAAACCCCUCGAGUGAUUCCCCUCUUCUUCUCCCUCACGCAUCCGUCCCGGCGCGAGCUUCGGGGCGUCUUCUAUGGACAAAGGGCCGAUCGCCAUCGUUUCCAGAGCUGGGCAUUGUGCAAUGUUGAACAGUAAUUCACUGAAAGAGAGACUUGAUUUGUAAUGAUUUUAGCGGAGGUACCUUUUAAACGUAAAUGUGAACAGAAACGAUUUCAAUAAAAUCCAAUAAAAGGGUUCAUUUUGUAAUAAAAAAAAAACAAGUGGUCUUGACUUUGUGGUGUUAAACCCUCUUAUUGUCUCUUGCUUCAUGUUUAAUCAUUUUUCCUAACUUAAAAGUUUGAAGGUUUAUACGGGUUUAUUAGAAUAUCUUCUUACAACUUGAGUUAGAAAAGUUUCAUCAUCUGUUAGAAACCUGGACGUCUGCAGCUCCUCAUCUAACAGCUCACUGUGGCCGCCCCUCAGUCGCCUUCGGCUUUUUGAUGAACAAUGUGAGCUCCACGACAAAAAAACGAACAACUUCAUAAUAAAACUCUUCGCUUUGCCAGUUAAUUUGCGUAAACUAACCCGUUUAAACUGAGCCUGUCGUCGGGGUUUAUUACAAUUACAGCUAGAGAUUUGUCCGGUUUGUGAUUAAUGGAGGUUUAUAAUAGAGUGUUUAUUCUUGUACUACUCUUGUUAGUUUUUGUGUGACGUGCUUGGCAGGACUUCUCUCCACUGUCUUAUGAACAAACUGCAGCCAACGUCACCGCAGGGAAAAACGUCCAAUUUCUGAACCGCUGCUUUGACUUUUACCAAAUAAUUAUCCAUCAGCCGUCGAGGAGCCGGUGAAGCUGCUAAAUGUUUGAGGGUGAAACCGUUUCGCGCUUUAAAAUUAAAAUUUAAAAAUGACACUCGUUCCAUUUCCGAAGUUUAUUUUCUGCUUUCGUACGCGGAGCUGAGAGCGUCCGCGUGCUCAGAGCGGCUGCAGUGAUAUUUAGAUUAAAAAAAAGUGUAAAUAUCAGUGCAUUGUGCAACGAAAUGUCAACGCGAGUGGCAUUUAGUCUGGGGUAGAUAACAGGGGCGGACCUGUGGAGAAAAUGUCUCAGUCUGUGGACGUGCAGGUCAAAAUGAAGCUUUAAUUCUAAUGGUAACGUAGCAACAGGGAGAUAAUUCAGGCGGCCUGAGUUAAACUUCCUCAUCUUCCUCCUCCUCCUCUUCUUUUUACUUAUUUCUUCUUCUCCUCUUCCUUCUUUCUGAUUUUCUCCUUCUCCUCGUCCUCUUUUCUGUCGUUCUCCUUCCUUCUUCUCCUUCUCCUCCCAUUUUGCAGGUUUCAUCCCACUCAAACUGGUUCACCAGAUCGGACCCUCUGGUGAACCAGUUUUGGCCCACGUGCCGCAUGUUUGACCCCAUUAUCUGGUGGAAUAAUCCACUCAAACUAUUUUAGGUUUCUUCUUCUUUUCUUUUUUUUUAUUAUUAUUCCAGUUUAUAUUUCCACCAAUCAGUACGUUUAUUUAUUAUUAUUAUUAUUAGUUUUAUACCGCGGUAAAAAGAAAAAAGAAAAGCUCCAUAUUUAAUAUUUAUCUGAUCUGGCUGGAAGUCUUUGGAUGGAUUUCCCCUCACAGGGUUUCUGUCGUCACAUCUGUUUAUGUUAAAUCUGGACUAAUCCAAAAAAAUAACACACGUCCCACAAACUGGCUCGUUGUGGUCGUCUAUCCCGGCUGUUUAUAUUAAUGGUUUGAAACUCUCCUGCACCCAAACCCAGUGACUUCUAUGAUCGCACAUUAAAUCUGACAAUGUCAGAUCCGUCCAUGACGGAAGACUGGCUUUACACCGAUCAGGCAUAACAUUAUGGCCACCCUAGGGGGGUGCUGCAUGUCUAAAUAAACCACAUGAAUGGAUAAAAGGCCUUUGGGUUCUUGAAGUGUCAUAAGAUGGUUUAAAUGUAACGUACUUCUCCUGUCAGUGGUCAUAAUGUUGUGGCUGAAUUGGGUGCAUAUGUUAAGAUACGUGUAGUGUGACCCUUUCUCUCACUUUUGCUCUUAACUGAAGUGUAUACGGUCAUUUGUGAUGGAUAAAGAGUCAGUUAUAGACGUCAUAGAGUUACGGACAGGGACCACAGGUGUAGUUCAUCACGUAAACUCCACUCAACCAGAAACUCGUUCAUAGAUUCAGAUUGUUUUUCUUUAGACAUAUAUUAAUAUCCCCUGUUUUAAAAUGACAGUAUAAACUUUGACGCAGCUUUUUUUUGGGAACUAACCCUUUAAAUAAAUCGGGUUCAGUGAGUUUUGCUCAGGGCAAAAAAAAGAAAAAGAAAAAAAUCUGAAUUGGAAAUGUGCCACGUCUGUGAUUAAUGAAGGUUUUCAACUGUAGACACAGUAAUUAAAACACAUUGUUCAGUUGUAUACGACAAACCUUAACCUGAACAAAAACACUAUAUAUACUUACUGUUCAAGUUCAUUGUACGUAUCUGUCCUUUAUUUCUUUCUCUAAAUUCUUUACUCCGAAAGUCUAAUUUAUGUUUUUCUAGUUUUUUUUACACUUCAUUUUUUUAUGCUUAUUUAUUUACGUGGUUUAUGUUGAGACGAAUUCCUUGUAUGCGCACACACACACUUGGCCAAUUAAGGCUGGUAUUUACAAUGAAAUGAUGUGACAUCUUCUUUCUUAUGUGACAGCGUAAUCCUGUUUCACCUGCGUAAUCUACAAACCUGCCACUUAAACAUGUUUGAUGACUCAAAAAACAAGUCCUGAAACUGACAAAAUGACCCCGAUCAAACAAAUGAAACAGAAAUAACAAACUUGUGCAUGUAUUUAUUGCAGAUGAAUGAAUAAUUUGUUCAUAUGUGUGAGGUGUAAAGUAAGUGGACCCUUGUUUCCGGUAUCUGCUGUGAGCUCCUAAAUGUUUCUGGUAACUGCUGAUCAGUGUCGACAGCAGCUUGGAGGAGUUUGAUCCGAUUCCUCAGAACAGAACCACUUCAGUUCUGAGAUGUUUGUGGUUUCCUCUCAUGAACUGAUCCCACAACAUUUUUUACUGGAUUCAGGUCAGGACUUGUUCCCAAACAUUCAUCUGGUUCUUCUUUAACCGUUCUUCUCUAGAACCACUUGAUGUCCCGACAUUUUCUUUUAGAGUUCACUGGUAGAAUUCAGAUUUCAUCGGACCAGAUGCAGCAGAACAGGUCCAAACCAGGACGUUAGCGCCCCCCAUGUUUCAUGGAGGGAUGAGGUUCUGAUGCUGGAAUGCAGCGUUGGUUCAUCUCCAAACACGACGCCUCUCAUUUUAAACCAAACCAUUUCAUCUUAUUACACUGACUGGAAACACUUCUGAACAGAUGGCACUCCAAUUUGCUCUGAAAUUAACUUGUAAUCCUGGAGGUGGCACUUACUUUUGCGACUCACAGAUAUAUAAUUCUGUCUCAUUUUCCCGAAUAAACAAAUGUGCAUGCAUAUUUCUGUUUCAUCUAUUUGAUUGAGUUUUCUUUCGUCUACUUCCCGCUGACGUUUUAAGCUGCACUUCACGUGUGAACCGGUGGUUCCUACGUGGGAAGGUAAAUUCUGGCACCUGUGGUCACAAACGGACAAAAAGUCAACACUAAGAAGUUGUAAAAACAUUGAUCGUACAUUGACUUCAGAGAGAAAUCGUCUUGAAACCAUUCAUUAAAAGAACACAGGGACGGGCUUUUAUUUUAAAAAUAUACUUUAAUACAACAGCUGCAUAUAAAUAUUAAAAUAUACAUUAUACAGGUGUACAGUACACUCACACAAAACAAACGAAAAAAAAUAUUAGGCUUCUAUUUGUACGGCACUUCUUGUAUUUUUUUUUUUGUUGUUGUUUUUGUUUAUUUUAUUUCAUUUUUUUUUUAACUAUUUUUCAUAAAGGUUACUUACUGACAAAGGAGUUGUACAUAACGAUGUGUUAAUGUGUUAACAGGUCCAAAGUAUUACUGUAGUAUUGUGAUUACUGAAAGACAGACAGAGGAGGAAAAGAAAGGGUUUGCUGUACAGUAUAUGACACGGCGUUGUGGAAUGUUUGCUAGUCUCUUGUUUUUUUUUUUCUUUUUCUUUUUUCUUUUCCUCCCGGCAUCCAGCAUGUUUUCAGACAGAUUAAGGAACCAGCAGGGAGGAGAUUACUCCGUCUUUAUUCUCUCCACAUGACUUUUUUUAUUAUUAUUAUUUAUUUAUUUUUUUUUGGUUUUCGACUCGCCAUUGAUAUCUCGACAGAAACGACUACUGACUCGGUUUUGGUCGAAGCCGCGAGGCGCAUCGUAUCAUCGCGGAUCAUCUUUACAUCUGCACCGCAGAGCUGAGCAUCUGUGUGUGUUUUUGUUUUGUUUUGUUUUUAAAAUCUCUGGCCACCCGCCAAGAGGCAAAUGCACAGAUUUUUUUUUUUUUUUUUUUUGUCAGGCUGCCAAUCGUGUAGUGAAAAGGAAAUAAAGAUGCAAAGAUUAGAUGAGUGAACGCAAAACCGCAUGUUUACAUUAUAUUUGUUGUGAUAACGUGGAAUUUAGCGCAAAAAAUCAUGUAGACCUUCACAGAUCGUGGCAUGGUUUCUUUCUCAAAGAUGUUUUUUUUUUCUUUUUCUUUUUUCAACUCAUAUCCAUUCGACUUCUGUUGAGUUGCAGACUUUUAAGCAUCUCGCCCCAUGAUUGAUAAUCACUACCGGUAGGUACCGGAUCGGCUCGGGGAGUAUUCGGCGCUUCUAGAUGACGUCACUUAUAUGUUCGGAAUGUAUGUUCGGCUCGGACCGCGAGGUCGAUCCGUGGUUAGAAAACACGAGUUUAUUUUUUUAUUUUUUUUUUUUUUUCCACAAUAUUUUUGUAAGAGAUAGUAUAAAGAUUCGCAUUUUUAAUUUUCCACAAAAAACAAAUAAAUUAAUAAAAAGACAAAAUAAUUCGAGUUCCAGCCACUCAUUUGUAAAGUAGGCGCAAAACAGAUUUAAAAAGUUUUAUUCUGAAAAAGAUUAAAUAAUGAUACAGUUUUUUUUUACCAAUUUAUCCAAAGAAUAAAUUAAGGACAAAACGACAACCGCUAACCGCUAAAACUGCUAACCUCUCUGCUGACCUAUUAUAAAACGCCACGUCACCAACCCUAACGACUACGUGACGUCAUCUGGAAGCGCCGGAUACUCCCCAAGCCAAUCUGGUGCCUACACAAGUCCAACUAUCUCUACCCCAAAAACACAGUGGCAGAACGUCUCAUUUUAUUUUUAUUCAGCAUCCUUUUUUUUUUAUUCUUUUUUAUUUUUUAUUCUUUUAAGAGAUGCAAGGUAGAUAAAAACAGAUGUAAAGCUCUUGUGUUUUAAACGUAACGAUAAGACACGAGGGGCUCUCAUCUAAGCAGAGCCAGCUUCCUCCACUUCAGCUUCACUGAACCCAAGGUCUAAACUUACACCCCCCCCCCCCAUCUGACUCCUUCCCAGAUCAAUGAGAACAGAGACGAGGGAGGGGAUCAAGAUUCAGGCUCAACCGGUGUAACUGCUAGCGUGUGACAGCAGGGGCAGGGGCAGGGGCGGAGGCGGCGGUGGGGUAAAAGGUUUUGGGGCAAAACUGCUCGGAGGCCCCCGCCCCACCCCCUGACUAAGUGCUGCCGCUUCCCCAGCCUCCUCUGCCCGGUGGCCCUUCUCCUUUGAAACGGGAGAAGCCCGAGUGUCUCCGACAAUGCGAGCGCCGGAGUGGAGUGGGGACGGGCACCCGGAGGUCAGCGGCGUCCCACCAGUGUAGGUUUACCGAUGGGGCUAUUCAGCCCGGCACGUCCGCGCCACCUCGACACCUGAACCAUAAAAAAAAAAAAAAGAAACUACUAGAGUCAGAGGAAAGCUGGAGGACCGACCUCCAUCCACCUAGACUCAGUUUAUCGUAGACUCGAGCUCAACACAGCAGCGCAGAACGUCAGGACAGUCCCAAACCCAAAUAUACUCAAUGUACGAUUAUAUAAAAACAGAGAACGACAGCGAAGCCGGAAACAGAAACUGAUAAUUAUCUGAUAUUAUCAGAAUUGUCGCAGGUCAAAUAUCGACUGGAGGCGUUUUUUUUUUUUUCCAAUCCAACCUCAACUUUGUGCUUAAACGACACCAAAUCAAAAAUGAACCCACUGCGUUUAUGCUGCGCUUCGAGUGGACACUCGCAGCAGAUUUUCAUCCGUUAUCGCCCAGAGACGACUGGGAGGCUCGGUCCGUCUGUGUGCAUUUGUCCGAGAGUGUUUCAAACUACAACAGAGCUCCAUUUACACGUGUGUGUCUCUCUCAGAAAACAGCCAGCGAGGACAUCAGGUCCACCAGGACUGUUUACUCCUCUGCCCCCCGCAGACGGCGACACCCAACGAGGAAGCAACUCAGAUAACAAUCGUCCAGUUUCUGCAGAGUCAUUGUCCAUAUUAGGCCAGAGCCGGCCGCGCCGGUAGGCCCACAGCGUUGCUUUUGUACUCUUUUAAAAAAAACCCCAGCUGUUCCUCCUGCUGACCCCGGGGCCCGGCGGCCUCGCCCCGUCGUGACAACAGACGAGGGAAAGAAAAAGAAAAAGAAACACCAAAAAAAAAAAAAAAAAGGCAGCUGACGUCUUGGAUUCACGUCACUUUUCCACUCACAGAUCUGAAUCCUGCUCCCAGGUGCUCAUAAACAGAAGCUGGAUUCUGGGAAACUGAAUCAGGAAUGUGAGCGUAGAGACAAGUGGCCUUGCCAAGACUGGCCCCUCCCCAAUAAAGCUUUGCAGUUAAAGGGAUAUUCCACAAUACAAAAAAAAUUAAAAUUAAAAUAAUAAUAAUAAUAGUAAAUGCUACAGUAUCAGCUCAGGCGCCCACGAGUGCUCACUAGUUCUGGAAAACUGUUAUUUGUAGUUUGGAUUUGAGGCAGGAAUUCACUGCGCUACAACAGUUUUUUGGCAUAUCGAUGAUCGUACGCGACAGAUGGUGUUCGUUACGUGAAGCCACUUGUUUGUUUUUUUUGGAUUUUUUUUUUUUUUUUUUUUUUUGGAGGAAGGAAAAUAUCGAGACAAACUUCGAGCAUUCAAAGUGGAAUCUCUCCCGAAUCCAAACACACACUUUAACCCUCGAGGGACAUGUGCGGCUGUUCUCUGGCCUCGUCAUGGAAACCAAAUGUUUGAUUAUUACGGGGGAAUUUUAACCCUUUAUUUGCUAGUGUUUGUGACGGCAACACAAAAAAAUAAUAAUAAAAAAAAAAUUCAAUAUUUUCAAUGAUCUGAAACUGGAUUUUUUUUCCUUUGGUUGGAUUAUUACCGACUUGGAUAAAUCAGUGUUUUGAUUUUUAAAAAUAUUUAAGUCGUCACUGGGGAGAAAAGAGUCCUCUUCCAAAAAACGCCAUAAAAGUAUAUUAUGUUAAAAAGUUUUUAACUUUCAUGAAAACCAAAUGUCAGAUUAAUUUGGGGGAUUUUAACCCUUCACACGCCAGCGUUUGUGACGACGUCGCACAUCUUUCCUGAAUUUUUUUAUUUAUUUAUUUUUUAAAAUCUUUAAUAAUGAUAUAAAUGCAAAGUUGAAUUUUCUUGGGCGUGGGGAAGGAAUAUAUUACCGUCUUUGAUAUUCUAGUGAUUGGUAACAAGACUGAUUAUCUUAUUUAUUUAUUUUUUUUUGUAGUGUCACAUUUUCAAAAAUAUAAAGCCGUUAACACUAAAAGACAAAAGUGUCCUCUUUACAAAUGCCAUAAAAUAGCAUAAGUUAAAGUUUCUUUCUUUGAUUUUUUCUUUCUAGGGAAAAGUUUCCAUCGGGGAGAAAAGUGUCACCUUCAAAAAAUGACAUAAACGCUUACGUUGAUUAAUUUUUUUCUACUCUUUGUUUGUUUGUUUUUGUUUUUUUUACAUAAAUCUUUUAAUCAACUUCAAUCCCGAUCAUGAAUACCAAAUUUUUGAUUAAUUUUGGGAAUUUUUUUCCUUCGUAUGCCAGUGUUUGUGAUGGCAUCAAAAAAAUUCUUGAGGUUAUUUCAAUUUUUGUCUUUUAUGUAUUUAUUUGUUUUUAAUGUAAGUGCAAAAAAUGCCAUAAAAAAUAGCUUAUGUUAAUAUAUUUUCCAAAUCGUUUAAUUAACUUCAAUCCCGAUCACAAAUGAUAAACCUUUGAUUAAUUUCAUAAUUUUAACCCUUAAUUUCUUUUUCUCCUGACCUUGUUUUGAUUAUUGUUUUAAAUUAUCACAGUAAAAAAAAAAAUCCCAGGUUCUUGUGGAAACAUUUAAGAGGCCUCAGUGGCACCAGAGCCUCCUGCUGCUGCUUGCAUUAGGCAUCUUUUUCUGUAUAUAUUUUUCUAUUUUUUUUUUUUUUUUUUUGCAAAGCCACAUAUUAUCUGUGUUUGCGUAAAAAAAAAAAAAACUCUAUUCGCUACGACUCCACACCGAAGCCAUUCCAGCUGAGCGACAGGAAUCCUCUUGUUUACAGUACAGAUUUAUAUUCACGCAGUCAUGACUAACACUUGCCAGAAUUUAAAAAAAACAAAAAAAAAAACAAAACAAAACAGAAACUAAAAACAGGAGCAGCACAAGGACAAGAGCGAUCAGCCUCGGACACUUGAAUCAGUAAAAAAAAAAAAAAAAAAAAAAAAAA
Molecule: messenger RNA, 13908 nt
Organism: Mugil cephalus (flathead mullet)
Lineage: Eukaryota; Metazoa; Chordata; Actinopteri; Mugiliformes; Mugilidae
Product: ectonucleoside triphosphate diphosphohydrolase 7-like
Exons: 14
Coding region: 300-2117 (605 amino acids)
Biological process (GO): nucleoside diphosphate catabolic process
Cellular component (GO): membrane
Molecular function (GO): nucleoside diphosphate phosphatase activity
Source: RefSeq, a predicted model, not a curated record